This is a messenger RNA of Aspergillus mulundensis, 942 nucleotides long. RefSeq names its product cytochrome oxidase assembly protein SHY1. The coding region runs from base 1 to 942 and encodes 313 amino acids. The record is from RefSeq and is a predicted model, not a curated record. The transcript is spliced from 3 exons. Gene Ontology annotation, biological process: mitochondrial respiratory chain complex IV assembly. Lineage: Eukaryota; Fungi; Ascomycota; Eurotiomycetes; Eurotiales; Aspergillaceae. Gene Ontology annotation, cellular component: mitochondrion; membrane.
AUGCGACCGAUCUUUUCGGCCUUCCAACGGACGGCCCCUCGAGCAUGGCAACAUCCGAUCUCCUCAUCCGCUCGGAGUCCGCGCACAACACUCAAGCUCGAUUCAAUCUGCGCCAGAUGCCGUCGCCAACAAAUCCAAGUUCGCUUCUUCAACGGACAGCAAAUGGGCGAUGAUCAGCGCUGGCUGUCUGUCGUUGACCACCCCGCAAGGAUUGUGCGGACCGGCCGCAAACACGGGCCUGGCUUGAUCAUUCUCGCAUUGAUCCCUAUCAUUUCCUUCGCACUCGGAACGUGGCAGAUCCAACGCCUGGAUUGGAAAACGAAGUUAAUGGCGAAAUUCGAAGACCGGCUGGUUAAGGAUCCGUUGCCGUUACCUCCGCGCGUUGACCCGAGCGUCAUUUCCGAGUUCGAUUAUCGCCGUGUCUAUGCUACCGGUCGGUUGCGACAUGACCAGGAGAUGUUGAUCGGGCCCCGAAUGCGUGAGGGACAAGACGGUUUCAUCGUUAUCACGCCACUUGAGCGGGGCGAGGGAGAGAGUACGGUCUUGAUAAAUAGAGGGUGGAUCUCGAAGAAGAUGAUGAACCAGAAGGAUAGGAAUCAAGAGGCGUUACCCACAGGAGAAGUUACGGUGGAAGGGUUAAUACGGGAGCCUUGGAAGAAGAACAUGUUUACGCCUCAUAAUCAGCCGGAGAAGGGGAAAUUCUACUUCCCGGAUGUUGAACAGAUGGCUGAACUGACCGGCAGUCAGCCGGUAUGGAUUGAACAAACACAGGUCCAGGACCUGCUUGACGCAAUGGACCGGGAAGCCAAGGGUACCCCCAUUGGUCGUGCUGCUGAAGUCAAUUUAAGGAACAAUCACAGCCAGUACAUCUUCACAUGGUAUGUCCCACACGAAUCUCCCCAAGAUCCUCCUGUUUUCGUGAUUCGUUGCUCAUAUGAAUAG